Danaus chrysippus (African queen) is the source of this 786-nucleotide messenger RNA. Lineage: Eukaryota; Metazoa; Arthropoda; Insecta; Lepidoptera; Nymphalidae. The record is from the annotation of a GenBank genome assembly.
AUGACUAAAUUAUUAAUAAACUUUUACAAAUAUUUAACUAUUAUUGUGUUGUGUGUUUGUUUGCAAGAUACUCUACAACUGGUGCCAUUACCCGAUUUCAUUCAUCCGUGCGCUGAACUGACAGACGAAUGUUAUACUAAGGCGACGUUAGAUGCUAUCCCGGGGAUAGUGAAGGGAAUCCCGGAGGCCGGGAUCCCAUCCCUGGAUCCACUAUACCUGGAUAAGAACAUCACUAUGAAUCUCCCCGGGAACGUAAAGAUGACAUUCCACAACGGAAAGCUUUCUGGCUUGAGUACUUGUAUACCUGAUAAAGUUUCAUCUGUCCGUGAAAAAAGAACAUUCAUAUUUGAUAUUCACUGCAAUUUCACAAUAAAGGGACACUACGCUAUUGUUGGUAGAAUUCUCUUGUUUAAUCUGGAUACCGAUGGUCACGCCAAAAUUAAAAUCUGGAACCAACAUAUCAGACUGGAAGUGUUCGAGAAAGUUGUGAAGGAUGCUAAUGGAGAAGGUCACUACAAGAUAAACUCCUACAAAUACAAAGCAGAUUACGGCACAGAUUUAAAACUUAACCUAACCAACCUCUUUAGAGGAAGUCCCGCCAUUAGUGCGAACAUUUUAGAAGUUCUUAAUUCAAAUUCUCAGCUUGUGGCCCAAGAAUUCGGGGGACCGAUACUAGACUACGCUAUAGAUUACGCUAUGAAUGUGACUCAGAGAUUCUUCAGUACGUACACUUACGACCAGAUUAGCAAGGUCCCUCUCCCAGAGGAAUUUUUUGAGAAACAAUAG